AAGGAAACAGUUCUCAAUUUUUAUUUGUGAUCACAGAAAACCAUAAAGACAGAGAUUAUCUGGUUCGUCCAAAAAAGAUUAUAUAAGAGUGGUAGACGGAUCCAAACUCGUAUUGCAGAAGAAUAGAAGGAGAAGAAACAAACAGAAAAGAACAUACCAGUGUAGAGCAGUGAGAUUACUACCCAGCUUGUUGGAUAAUCAAGUACAUUCUAUAUGGAAGGAGGACACCCGGCUGCUAGUAAGACAGAGUUCACUGAGUGUUGGAGAACAACAUGGAAGACCCCUUACAUUAUGCGUCUCGCCCUCUCGGCUGGUAUUGGAGGCCUCCUUUUCGGAUACGAUACAGGUGUGAUUUCUGGGGCAUUGCUGUACAUUCGUGAGGACUUUGAUGACGUUAACAAGAAGACAUGGCUGCAGGAGACCAUUGUGAGUAUGGCAGUUGCCGGCGCAAUAUUUGGUGCCGCUAUUGGAGGAUGGAUGAAUGAUGCUCUUGGCCGGAGAAAGUCAAUCUUGUGUGCAGAUUUUGUGUUCUUUGUUGGCGCAAUAGUCAUGGCUUUUGCACCAGCUCCUUGGGUGAUCAUAAUUGGAAGAAUUCUGGUUGGUUUGGGAGUGGGAAUGGCUUCUAUGACCUCACCACUGUACAUCUCAGAAGCGUCUCCUGCUAGAAUCCGAGGUGCUCUUGUUAGUACAAACGGUUUUCUAAUUACUGGUGGUCAAUUUUUGUCAUACCUCAUCAAUCUUGCCUUCACCAAGGCUCCUGGAACCUGGCGUUGGAUGCUUGGAGUAGCUGGAGUUCCUGCCGUGGUUCAGUUUGUAUUGAUGUACACACUCCCAGAGUCCCCAAGGUGGCUCUACAGAAAGAAUAAGAUAGGUGAAGCCAGGGCUAUCUUAGAGAAAAUAUAUCCUGAGAAUGAGGUAGAGGAUGAAAUGAGAGCAUUGCAUGAAUCUGUCGAAAUGGAAAAGGCUGAGGAAGGAGAUGUUGGUGAUGGCAUCAUAGCAAAACUAAAGGGUGCAUUCAGCAACCCUGUGGUCCGAAGAGGACUCUAUGCAGGCAUAACGGUCCAAGUAGCUCAGCAAUUUGUGGGUAUCAACACUGUCAUGUAUUACAGCCCAACCAUUAUUCAGUUUGCUGGAUUUGCUUCCAACCAAACGGCUUUAGCACUUUCUCUCAUCACUUCCGGUCUCAAUGUUGUUGGCACUGUAAUCAGUAUGUGCUUUGUGGAUAGAUAUGGAAGGAGAAGGCUUAUGAUCAUUUCUAUGGUGGGAAUUAUCACUUGCCUGGUGGUGUUAUCUGUUGUGUUUUUUGAGGCGGCAGCUCACGCUCCUCGUAUUAGCAAUUUGGAAUCCACUCAUUUCGGUAGUAACUCUACAUGUCCGGCUUAUGUGUCUGCCCACAAUCCAACCUCAUGGAACUGCAUGACAUGUUUGAAAGCUGAAUGUGGCUUCUGUGCUAACAGUGCCUCUGCUUAUGCCCCGGGAGCUUGCGUGGCUUCAAAUGAUGUCUUGAAAAAGUCAUGCGGCGGAGAAAAUCGUGUAUGGUACACAAAAGGGUGUCCAAGCAAAGUUGGAUUCUUUGCAGUAAUCCUUCUGGGAUUGUACAUCAUUAUCUACGCACCUGGAAUGGGAACAGUACCGUGGAUUGUGAACUCAGAGAUAUACCCUUUGAGAUACAGAGGUACAUGUGGAGGGAUCGCUGCAGUGUCCAAUUGGAGUGCCAAUCUGAUUGUGAGUGAGACAUUUUUAACUCUCACGCAUGCUUUGGGUUCUGCGGGCACAUUCCUCCUCUUUGCUGGGUUUUCGCUCAUUGGACUCGUGUUCAUUUUCUUCCUGGUUCCUGAAACCAAAGGGCUGCAAUUUGAGGAGAUUGAGAAGUUGCUUAAGAAAGGCUACAGACCAAAGUUAUUUGCUUCCAAGAACAAGAAAACAGAGGAAACCAAGCAAACAGAGGAAACCAAGCAAACCAAGAGUGUCGAACUUUGAGUUGCCAACAAUCCCAACGUGGUGAUUCUAAUAAAGAUUUUAGUAGAAACCUCUUUGUUUAGUUAUACUAGAGACUUCAUGGUGUUUGUGUGCAGCAUUAGUACAUGUGAUUACAAGAAUUAAUACAGACGAUCAAGUUUGUCAAUGAUCGAUCAUCUGGGUUUUCUUUCUUCUUCUUUGGCUGUUUCUUUACCGGAUGCUCUUAUUGUUUGAACUUAUAUAGAAGGCAUUAGUAAUUGU
This is a messenger RNA of Fragaria vesca subsp. vesca, 2220 nucleotides long. RefSeq names its product inositol transporter 4-like. Gene Ontology annotation, molecular function: myo-inositol:proton symporter activity. Gene Ontology annotation, cellular component: membrane. The record is from RefSeq and is a predicted model, not a curated record. The transcript has 6 exons. Gene Ontology annotation, biological process: transmembrane transport. NCBI's taxonomy places the organism in Eukaryota, Viridiplantae, Streptophyta, Magnoliopsida, Rosales, Rosaceae. The coding region runs from base 214 to 1980 and encodes 588 amino acids.